Molecule: messenger RNA, 4041 nt
Organism: Rhinocladiella mackenziei CBS 650.93
Lineage: Eukaryota; Fungi; Ascomycota; Eurotiomycetes; Chaetothyriales; Herpotrichiellaceae
Exons: 3
Coding region: 1-4041 (1346 amino acids)
Biological process (GO): transmembrane transport
Cellular component (GO): membrane
Molecular function (GO): ATP binding; ABC-type transporter activity; ATP hydrolysis activity
Source: RefSeq, a predicted model, not a curated record
AUGGUAGCCGACCGUUCUGAGGGAGGAGAGUCUCCCGGCGCUGUUGCUACGGACCAAAUGGCGCUGAACAAAACACCGGGACUCUUUGGAUAUCUCCGGCUUCUUUUAUACGCGGGUUCGACAUGGCAGGAUGUUGGACUCAUGCUCAUUGGCGGUAUAUGUGCCGCAGCUUCCGGUGUCCCAUUUCCACUCAUGGCCAUCCUGUUCGGCGAGCUGGUAAACGACAUCAACGAAGUGUCAUGCGAAGUGGGCGAGACGGGAACUGCUCAGUCCUAUGAAGCAACCAUCAACGACAAAGUGCUGCAGCUAGUAUACAUCGCCACCGCAGCAUUCGCGCUGAUCUUUAUCUAUGUCGUGUGUUGGAGUCUUCUGAGCCAACGGGUCGCCUAUCGCCUGCGAGAAGAUUACUUUCAAAACCUUCUACGACAGGAUCAAGCGUUCAUUGAUCGGCACCAGGCCGGAGAAGUAUCGUCUCGAUUAAAUGGAGAUAUUCAAGCCGUCCAGUCAGGAAUCUGUGAGAAAGUCGGUAUAUUCAUUGCGGGCCUCUCCUUCUUUGUUGCCGCUUACGUCGUCGCCUUUAUCAAAGAAGCAAGACUUGCGGGCAUGCUCAUAUCUCUUGUGCCUGCAUUUCUCCUCGUCGCCAUAGUCGGCGGUGGGUUCUUCCAGAAGUUUUCGAGUCGAAUGUCUGAUGCUGUUAUUUCUGCUUCCUGCAUCGCCUCUGAGAUGUUGUCCAAUUUUACCGUUGUCAAGGCUUUUGAUGCAGGGCCACGAUUGGAGAAGAAGUUCGCUCAGCAUAUGGCUCAGAGUCGCAGAGAAGGCAUCAAGAAGGGGAUCGUGGCGGGCAUUCAAGCGGGUAUGCUUUAUUUUAUCGCUUACUCUGCUAAUGCUCUUGCCUUUUGGCAGGGCAGCCACAUGAUUACGGAAAUGCUCGCGGGGCGGGGUGACGGGUCGACACUUGGCGAGAUAUACACCGUCGUCUUCAUUCUUGUUGACGCCUGCGUCGUAUUGGGUUCAACCGCCCCUUUGCUGCCCAUUUUUGGCACCGCCGCAACCGCAUUCGAGAAAUUGAAGAAAGAUAUUGAUCAUAAAUCCCAAAUCGAGGGUACUUCGGACGUCGGCCACGUCGUUUCCCCGGAUUCCCCAGGCACCAUCAAGUUUCAUAAUGUCUCGUUUGCUUAUCCAUCUCGCCCUGAAGAGUCAGUCCUCCGAAACAUUAACAUCACCUUCCGAGGCGGAAAGCAUACAGCGAUCGUGGGGCCUUCCGGGAGCGGUAAGUCCACAAUUGCAGCCUUGAUAACUCGUCUGUACGACCCCAUGGAAGGGGACAUCACUUUUGACGAUCAUUCACUGUCUGAUAUCAAUAUCAGAAGCUUAAGGGGCUUCUGCGGCCUAGUACAACAAGAACCCGUUCUUCUUAAUGGCGAAAUUCUGCAAAACAUAGCUCUUGGACUUGCCGGUUCUUCGGCACCGUCACAUCGCAAAUUCAAAAACGAGCUUCUAGGACCGAGGCUCGCGGAAAUGGCAAAAGAGGAAACAGAUCCUACGAAUAGCACUCUAUCACACAGUCUUCUCACCUCCGAGAUUCUUCAUCUAGUGCAACAAGCAGCGAAUCUCGCAGAUGCCGACACAUUCAUCCAACGCCUCGACCGUGGCUAUAAUACGUUAGUUGGCUCUGGAGGCCAGUCAAUCAGUGGCGGCCAAAGACAAAGAAUUGCACUCGCACGAGCGCUUAUUCGGAAUCCCAAAGUAUUGAUUUUAGACGAAGCCACGGCGUCAUUGGAUUCAUCUAGCGAGCAGCGAAUUCAAGCAGCAAUCAACCAAAUUGUCGGGAGCAGAACCGUGAUCUCUAUUACACAUCGGCUCUCCACCAUUAAGACUGCCGACAACAUAAUUGUCAUGAAAGGUGGCGAGGUUAUUGACCAAGGUACUUACGAUGAGUUGAUGGCUCGGGUGGGCGUGUUCGCGGACAUGGUCAAGUUGCAGGCACUCGACGCCUCGCAUCCCGGGCCUCCAAGCAAUGCACAAUCAAACUCAGGCUCCAGAAACUCCUCCUUAGCCCUUUCGUCCGAGAUGGCAGACACGAGUCAUGGUAUUGACAGCGGUUCGAUCCAUUCCCUUCAUGAUACAUUGCCUCCAGACAGAGAAACUGCCGAAGACGAACAUGACGCCUCCAAGUUAAGAGACAUUGAUCUGGACUCCAGUCUUUCACCCGGAAUAGUAAUAAAAGGGAUGGGUCGGUAUACAAGGCCCAAUCUCAUUUGGUUGGCCAUGGCUGUGGUCGCUGCCAUCAUAGUUGGCUGUACAUUCUCAGCAUCAGGUCUCAUUUUUGGACACACCGUCGAUGCUCUCAGCCCGUGCAGUGUCAAUAUAGACCGCAUCUUAUUUCUCGGUCGAUUCUUCGGUGGCAUGUUGUUUAUGCUUGCGGCUGUGGAGUUUUUGGCCAACUGGAUUAGCUGGUCUUCUUUCGGCAUCGUUGCGGAGAGACUACUAUACACAAUGAGAGUUCUAACUUUCCGUUCCUUGUUGGAGCAAAAUAUAGAAUGGCAUCAGUCUGUUUCUCGGCCCCCGUCGUCCCUCUUAUCCGUCAUCACAAAAGACAGUGCCGCCAUUGGAGGAUUUAGCGGCUCAACGAUUGGGACAAUUCUUUCAAUCCUCGUCAACUUCCUUGUUGCCAUAAUCCUCUCUCACAUUGUUGCGUGGAAGAUUGCGAUUGCGUGUCUCACAAUGGUGCCGAUCCUCUUGGGUUCCGGAUUUAUGCAGCUGUACAGCAUUUCACGUUUCGAGGAGCGCAACUCUCAGGCUUUCACAGAAGCUGUCGGGAUAUGCACGGAGGCCGUUACAUCCUUCAAAACUGUGGCAACGUUCUCCCUCGAGCGUGAAGUCAUGGGGACGUACCGUCGAGCUCUAAGCAACCCACGAAAAGAGAUCCUUGCUGCCAGUAUUUAUACCAACUUCUGGCUGGCAAUCGCAAAUUGCACAGGGUUUUUUGUUUAUGCUUUUGCUUAUUGGUGGGGUUCUCAUCUGAUCAUCAAGGGAGAAAACUCGCAGCAACAAUUCUUCAUCAUUCUGGUGGCCAUGCUGGUGAGUGCGCAACUUUGGGGCCAAAUGUUCACCCUUGCGCCUGAAAUAUCCCGCGCUCGUGCAUCCGCGUCGCGAAUUCUCAGCCUGAUUGGAGCUAGUUCUCGCCAAGAUGAGCUGCCAUCAUUCACAGUUCCAGAACAGUCAACCAGCACCAUUCAUGCCAGCGAUGUCGAAAAGGUGGCUGCAGUAGAUGUCAUGACCUCUUUGGGACCUCUUCGUGGGGCCGGCGUGGCCUUCCGAUCCGUUUCCUUCUCGUAUCCUUCAAGCCCAAGUACACUGGUCCUGGAGGAUGUUUCCUUUUCAGUCCAACCAGGUCAGUUUUGUGGUCUCGUUGGUCCCUCGGGCGCUGGAAAAUCCACUAUCAUCAGCUUGAUCCAGCACAUGUAUGAGUCUUCCUCCGGUAGCGUGGAAAUCGAUGGCGUAAACGUUUCGCACAGAGAUUUCCGUGAUGAUAUCGCGGUUGUCCCCCAAGAUCAUGCUCUCUUUAGUGGAACCAUCAAAUUCAAUGUCGGGUUGGGAGCCAAGAGAGGCCAUGAGGCAACCGGGGUCGAAAUCAAAGAAGCAUGCGAACUGGCAAAGAUUCAUGAUACAAUAAUGGCGCUGCCGCAGCAAUACGACACAGAGUGUGGCCCCAGUGGCUCCCAACUGUCCGGCGGUCAAAGGCAACGGUUGACAAUUGCGCGGGCUCUUAUCCGCAAGCCCAGAAUUUUACUUCUCGACGAGAGCACCAGCGCCCUGGACGCCGAGACAGAGCACGCUCUCCAGGACAGCCUGGACCGAUCAAUUCGCGGGUCAGGUAUCACGGUCAUUGCCAUCACACAUCGCUUGCAUACGGUGACGAAGGCUGAUGUUAUCUUCGUCGUCGAGGGUGGUAGAAUAGUCGACUCGGGAAGCCAUGCUGAAUUGGUGCAAAGGUGUGAGAGCUAUAGGAUCAACGCGCAGCAGCAGAUGCUCCGAUAG